UCUUCUGAGAUGGGAAAUUCUCAGUUUCGAAAUUGUCGCAGAAGUAUUAAAACCAAAUUUUUGUAUCCGUGAUGAGAAGCAGCAUCAACUUUCUACGUCUUCAAAUUACAUCUAUGGCACUUAUUAUUUUAUCAAUAUCAGCAUCUGCUCAGAUUACAGAAGUAAAAACUUUGCCAUCGUUUGAAUGUUUAGUUUCAUAUGCUAAGCUACAAGGAAUUAAAGAUAUUAAUACACCGGUGCUGAAUGAAGAUAUUAAAUACGAUAGUACAAUGCCUGAAUGUACAACAGCAAGACAGAAUUUAAUCAGUCGUGUUCGUACCGAAAUUCGAUCGAGAAUUAAUGAGGUGGAAAUUUUGCCAAGAUAUUCAAACUGUAUUUACGAGAAAUUAACAGGAACUGAAUCAUUUGUGCAUUCAGUCAUAAAAGCCGCAAUUUUUGAGCAUUUUGAUGAGAAUAAUAAUUCAAUAAAUCGAACGAUUUCAAGCAUUUUGAAGGAAAUUAACAAUUCAAUACAGAUAUGCAGGCAAGAAGAUGAGGUUGGUAAUGAGUUUGAUACGAUAUUCAACUCAACAUUUGAUGGAACUAGAAAUUUAACGAAGCAUGAAGAGUAUUGCAUAAAAAAGUAUCUAAUCAAGAAUAAUCUGAUCGAUAUUUACACCUACGAUAUUGACCCAAAUCCACAUAAUAUUAAUGUGACGGGACUUAACUGUGAGGAAAUGAUACGAAAAUCAAAUGAAGAAGUUUACGAUCAAUUAAGUACAGUUUACUUCCAAAAACCAAACCUUUCGAAUGAUGAGAAGGUUGAAUGUGCUGUAGAAAAGUUUCGUGAAGCAGACUAUUUUGAUUUAGUGAUGAAAAUUAACGCAUUGUCAACACUUAAUAUCACAUCAGAACAAAAGAUUAUCGAACGAGAGAAUUUUAUUCAAAUUUUUUCAAACAUAACAUCCAAAAUUGCUACGUGCUGAAAUAAAGAAGUCAUUAAAAGUCAAUCAAAUGAUCG
Messenger RNA from Chironomus riparius, 1000 nucleotides. The record is from the annotation of a GenBank genome assembly. Lineage: Eukaryota; Metazoa; Arthropoda; Insecta; Diptera; Chironomidae.